Molecule: messenger RNA, 3550 nt
Organism: Pongo pygmaeus (Bornean orangutan)
Lineage: Eukaryota; Metazoa; Chordata; Mammalia; Primates; Hominidae
Gene: DCTN5
Product: dynactin subunit 5
Exons: 6
Coding region: 284-832 (182 amino acids)
Cellular component (GO): dynactin complex
Source: RefSeq, a predicted model, not a curated record
GGGGAGCCCGGGAUCGCACCCUCAGUGCGCGAUCAGCUGACCCACGCGUGCCAAGCGCGCCCUAAACUCCGGCCAAUUAAAUCCACCAUUCGACCUGCGCACGCGCAGCCAUAGACGGCCGAGCAGUGGAGCGAGGCCGCCUAAAGGAGAGCCGAGCUGUCGAUAAGUCCCAGUGGGCCCCCUGGAACGGAAGUGGAGGAGGGACCGGAAGUAGCCGGAAUCUCUGAAAGACUGACCGACUGACUCUGACAGGAUCUGGGGCUGAGGGAAGGAGGCGGCGGCCAUGGAGUUGGGCGAGCUGCUCUACAACAAAUCUGAGUACAUCGAGACGGCAUCUGGGAACAAAGUCAGUCGCCAGUCAGUGUUGUGUGGAAGCCAGAACAUCGUUCUCAAUGGCAAGACCAUUGUGAUGAAUGACUGUAUUAUCCGAGGGGAUCUGGCAAAUGUAAGAGUUGGACGUCAUUGUGUUGUGAAAAGUCGUAGUGUCAUAAGGCCACCAUUCAAGAAAUUCAGCAAAGGUGUUGCAUUCUUUCCUUUACAUAUUGGAGACCAUGUCUUUAUUGAGGAAGAUUGUGUGGUCAAUGCAGCUCAGAUUGGUUCCUAUGUUCAUGUUGGGAAGAACUGUGUGAUUGGGCGCCGAUGUGUGUUGAAAGACUGCUGCAAAAUUCUUGACAACACAGUAUUACCUCCAGAAACUGUGGUUCCACCAUUCACUGUCUUCUCAGGCUGCCCAGGACUCUUCUCAGGGGAGCUCCCGGAGUGCACUCAGGAGCUGAUGAUUGACGUCACCAAGAGCUACUACCAGAAGUUUUUGCCCCUGACACAAAUUUAGCAUCUCUGCCUCAUGUCUUGAAUCUGCUUGAGCUCUAAGAUGAACCUGGGGACAAAGUGAGCCAGUCAGCACCUACAAAGAGCUCUUGUGUCUUUGACAUCUACCACCCUCCUCCUUUUAAAAAAUUUCUGUAGAAUUUCUCGAUCUUCAAGGCUCUAAGCGCUUAAGAAUUCACUAACAGACAGACCAUCUGAAGGAGCUGACUUCAAAUGCUGUGCUUACACCUUAUCUAUGAACAGUCCACUUUGUACCAUUAUCUGUGGAACACAGAAUCAUCUGUUCCCAUGCUCCAGCCCCUUGGUCCUGUGGAUGGCUGGAUCCCGCCUGAAACGGACCUGCAGAGCAGCAGCACCCUUCUGGUGUGGAGGCUAUGUAGCUGGUGCGCUGCUCACGGCCAUUCACUGCCCAUGCUGAGCGCCUCUCACACAGGUAAUGCCCAGCUUUUCUGCUGCUAACACAUUUGGCCAGUUGUUGGAAUUGCUCAUUAUCUUGGGAAUGGUGUUUGUGACUUUUCAGAGCCCAGAUUCCUGUUGGCUAUUAAAACUUGAAGGGAGGGGUGAGUAGUGUUUCUCUCUCUUCUUCCCAAAAUGACCUUAGCUGUCCUAGGAUAGUUAGUAAAAGACUUUUUAGCAUUUUGACCUAGGGCCUUUGGCUUUCACUAAAAGUGGCCUCAGUAUCCCAGAUUGUAAUUUUGCCAAGUGUUAGAUUUGAGUCUCUCAUGUGGAUGCAUUAGUCAGGCGGUUGCUCCUUGCUUCAAGGUACUUACCUUAUUUCAUUGAAGACACCGCAUUUGUGAACUCUUGCUCCCUGGCCUAGAACCAUUCAGCCUACCCUGUAUUUUCCAUAAACUCCACAAUUCACACCAAAAUGUCUGUACUUAGAGCUCAUUCGCAUAUAUACAUGAAGGGCUCUUAGAAUCAGUUUGUGGGCACAGAGCCUCAGGAGUAAAUGAAGUUGCUAGGGCUGUUCUUACCAUCUCCUUCUGGCCAAAUAGCACAACCUUUCCUGGUUCUGCUCUGACCUCUUAGCUUAGAAGGAAGAUUUAGAAGUGAGGGGCUAAGAAGGUUGUCCUUGCUUAAUGCUCUGAUCUGUAAGUGAAUAGGGCAGAACAGUUCAGCCUUGAGGUUAGAAUUUAGCAGGAGCUAUCCUGACUUAAUAUCCAGUUGUGGGGUUUGCAAAACGAAACAGCUGUAUGUAAUCAUUGCCCACUAGUUCCAUCUAGAAAUCCUUUCUAGUUUGUCAUUUUUUAAAUGUUUAUACAUUAAAACCACCAAAAUACAUAGCUUCGACAAGAUGGAAGUUUAUUUCUCUCUUCCAUAACAGUGCAGUGAUAGUCAGCUGGUCCAGGCCAGGCAAGGGGCUGGUCCAUGAUGUCAUCAGGCACCGAGGUUCCUACUGUUUUGCCAUGUGGCCACAGUUAGCAACAAAGGAGGUUGUAAAUUUAGUUUCUACUUGGGCAGCCAAAACUCUGAGGAAGGAGAUUCUGCUAGUAAAAAGGAGUGGGGGAAGAAUGGCCACUGGGAGACAACAAGCAGACUCAACCAGGCCUCUGUGUUGGCUUCCUUUCCUCCUGCUGCACAUGAGCCUUCUCCAUGCAUUUGGAGCCAUGACAGCUGACAGCUCCAGACCUGCAUCCUCCCAGCUUGGGGGCCCUGAAUGAAAGGUUUCUUCCCUCCAGUUCUAAUUUGGAAACUCCCAAAGUUCUCAGUGGUUUGUUGUGAGUUCCAUGUCCUCUUGGAUCAGUCACUGUGGCCAUGCGUGUUUGGCCACAUGAUUAAUCCAGUCUGGGUCAUGACCUUUUCUUCAUCCAAAACAAGGUGGUGGGAAGACAAAAACAAUAGCUACUACAAACAAUAGGAGUUUAUAAUUAUGUGCUGAUGUAUUCGAAGAUGUGUUGACAGUCGUGAGUGUGUAUCCUAGGAAAGGCGAGCUGGACUCUGUCUCCAUGGUGGCUCUCACCCCAGGGACCUAGGAACAGCCUGUCACCACACAAUUACUUUUAUAACCCUAGAGAAGAAAAUCUCCUUGUCCUCAAAAUACUUCCAGAAGAACAACCAGAUGGGAAGGACCUUGGUUGGGACUCUUUCCAGUUCACUUGGGGCAGAGGGAAUUUAAUGGCUCACGUAGCUGAAAAGGAUGGGCUAGAUUGGGCUUCAGGCUGCAUCCCAGGGCUCCAAACAGGGAUCUGUCUCUUUGGCUCUCAGCUCUGCUUUCAUUUGAGUUGGCUUUAUUCUUGGGCUUCACAGUGUAGCCCCACAGCACCAGUUAUUGAUAAAAAGAGCUCCCCUUUGCUGACAGAACUGCUGGAUUUGGUUCUCAUUGGUCCAGAUGAGGAAGGUAUCUAGCCUCAAGUCAUCAUUGUGGCCAGGAAGAUGGAAUACACCGAAUGGACAGGCCUGGCAUGUACCCACAGAGACUGAGAGUUGGUGCUGCUGGUUGUGGUGGCAGAUGAUAUUACCUGAAGAAGGGACGAAUGGGUGCUGGGCAGGACAAAGCAGCAGCUGUCCAGUUCAGGCUUCUCCUCUUUCCCUGGUGUCUUCAUUUUCCUCCCUCUCCCUGCUGUCCCUUACCCUCUGCCCAAUCUUUAAUUACUUCUGGUCUUGGGAGGUGCCUUCUGAGGAUACUCCAUUGGGGGUACCUGAGCCUGGAUUAGAGGGCAGGGGGAGGAUAUUGCCUAGCCAAAGUGGGUGUUCAAUAAAGAACCAUUUGGAGAUGGUC